CCACUGUGUUGCAGCGCGCCGCUGCGUCGCGGCGCAUCGAAACUCCUCCCGCGGUCAUUGCGCGGACAUCAUGUGGCCAACAGCGGGCUGAUAGACACUCCGCUCACUGGGGAGCCUAUAUAAGCUCUGCAGCUGUCAGGUGGACGACACUGGCUGCUUUCUAUCGGAGUACAGACACUCAGAGAGCCACACUGUCACAAUGUCUUGGGGAUACGCGCCGGACAACGGACCCGAAAAAUGGGCCAAUAACUUCCCCAUUGCCAAUGGACCCCGCCAGUCUCCCAUUGACAUCGUCCCUGGUGAAGCAUCCUUCGACGCUGGGCUGAAGCCCCUCAGCCUGAAGUACGACCCCUCCACCUGCAUGGACAUCCUCAACAACGGACAUUCCUUCCAAGUGACCUUCGCGGAUGAUUCCGACAGCUCAACUCUGAGAGACGGACCAAUCUCGGGGACCUACAGGCUCAAGCAGUUUCAUUUCCACUGGGGAGGCGCUGACGACAGGGGCUCUGAACACACCGUGUCUGGGACCAAAUAUCCUGCAGAGCUCCAUCUUGUGCACUGGAACACCAAAUACCCAAGUUUUGGUGAGGCUGCCAGCCAGCCUGAUGGCCUGGCUGUCGUUGGAGUCUUCCUGCAGAUCGGUGCUAAGAAUGCCAGCCUCCAGAAGGUUCUCGACGUCUUUGACAGCAUCAAGGCAAAAGGGAAGCAGACCACUUUUGCAGGCUUCGACCCUGCCUCUUUGCUCCCCGGCUGCCUUGACUACUGGACCUAUGACGGCUCCCUGACCACACCCCCUCUGCUGGAAAGCGUCACCUGGAUCGUCUGCAAGGAGCCAAUCAGCGUCAGCUGUGAGCAGAUGGCCAGAUUCCGCAGCCUGCUCUUCUCCGCUGAGGGCGAGGCCGAGUGCUGCAUGGUGGACAACUACCGCCCUCCCCAGCCGCUCAAGGGUCGCUCCAUCCGUGCCUCCUUCAAGUAACUCCCCUCCCCCUGUCGUGCCCUUUCUGCCCUGUUGCCCUCUCCCUUCCCCCAGCCUUUAGUCAAACGCCCGGAGUUACCUCUGUAGCAGUGAGCCACAAAGCACACAUAUCUCUCUCUCCGUCCAGAAGAAAUUAAAUUCCUGUGGCCCUUUGCUUUUUUACACAGGGCUGUGUAACUGUGAGAUGGAGCCCUUGCAGGAUUUUCCUCUCUGUUUGUAUGUGUGUUGUAAGCCAGCAAACAUGCCCUGUCAUAAUUUAUUUUCUAAGACAAACACUUCACGGUGGCUGCGACACAUUAACUGGGAUCCAGCAUCUGGUGCCCGCUUUUUCAGAUGCAUUACGACAGCGUGUGCUGUGAGAAACAUCACAUGGAAAAAGAAGAAGAAUCAUCCUCAUAAUGCUGCUCUUACAGGCAGCGUGAAUCAGAGGGCUAGUCACAGUGUGUAGGGGGAGGAUAUCACCAUCUGUGAGGAGGGGAAAGAAAAAGAUGCACCCACACACACACUCCCGCUGCCAGUCUGUCUCUAAUCUCUGAGCGACUGCAAGCCUCUGCAUCACAGCAGCUUAAUGAAACGCUGCAGCCGCCUCCAUCACAACCGAUUGACUCGGAAAAUCCCCCUCUGGCACACACACAGACACGGCCUCGUGCAGACACGAUGCCUAUAGGCGCUGACCUGCUUAUUGAUCUGAAUUCAGUGUAGAGCAACCAAGGACAUGAGGACAGAGUUUAACCGGUAGUUAACACCACGACAACGGCUCAUUUCUCUGUUUUUACAGUGUAAUCUUCAAUCUUUCAUGUUUGUCAUCCCGUGUUGUGUUUUUAUUCUUAUUAAGGAUUAUUUUUUAGCCUGAAAGCUUAUGCAAAAUAAGUCUUAAGUGAUUUCUGAUUGUUGUGCAACCAAAAGGUCAUUGCAUUUUUGAUGAUAAUAUAGCAAAAGAGAGGACUGACCCUCCUCUGCAAAAAUUCAAGUGUUGUUUUGCAAACCCAUGUGUGUGUGGGGUGCUAAAGCUUAAAACGCACAUUAGCCAUUCAGGCAACGCCACAGUGGCUACCGCAUGAAGCCAAGGAAGAAAUUAGCCUGCCAAGGAAGGAGUGAACCUGCCAACAGAUGAGAUUAGAGAGUCAGCGUAGAGGCAGACUAUGUAUAGAAGGAACAUUUAGAAAGUCUCCACCAGGUCCUAAAGUCCUCUAGUUUGGGCCACAUUUGUGAAACAAUGAAGAAAAUGUUGCCGAUGCCAUGUAUUUCCAGAAAGAUUGUAAUCAACGCCUUAUGCCAAUCAUUGUUAGGGCCGUCCCGUCAGUUUCUGUUGUCAUUCUAUUUGGAAGUGGACGUUUUACUAGUUGAAUAAAUAUAUUUUAUGACUA
Molecule: messenger RNA, 2343 nt
Organism: Cheilinus undulatus (humphead wrasse)
Lineage: Eukaryota; Metazoa; Chordata; Actinopteri; Labriformes; Labridae
Product: carbonic anhydrase 1
Exons: 7
Coding region: 200-976 (258 amino acids)
Biological process (GO): carbon dioxide transport
Cellular component (GO): cytoplasm
Molecular function (GO): zinc ion binding; carbonate dehydratase activity
Source: RefSeq, a predicted model, not a curated record